Molecule: messenger RNA, 2564 nt
Organism: Xenia sp. Carnegie-2017
Lineage: Eukaryota; Metazoa; Cnidaria; Anthozoa; Malacalcyonacea; Xeniidae
Product: synaptic vesicle 2-related protein-like
Exons: 16
Coding region: 225-1679 (484 amino acids)
Biological process (GO): transmembrane transport
Cellular component (GO): membrane
Molecular function (GO): transmembrane transporter activity
Source: RefSeq, a predicted model, not a curated record
CCUCGACCGUCGUACGUUUAUGAAAAACGACAAAGAGAGCAGGAAGUAAACUAUAUACAAGUUGUAAAUUCAAUGAAACUUCAUUAAUGAUAAUUCACGAUAAAUUUUGUUAAAGACCGCCACGACAUGAGUCCAAAUCAAAUGGAAUGGCAUUGAUUGAUUAAAAGAUAAAGAAUAAAUGCCACGAGUUCAAUUCAAGAAGGAAUCUACUUUUGAAAGGUGGCAUGAAUGUGUCAAGUGAGCACCGAUAUGGGAAAGAACUAAAAUUUCAUGAAAUGAUUGAGUUCACAGUGGAGGAAGUGGUAGAAGAAGUCGGUUUUGGAAAAUUUCAAAUAUUACUCCUCUUUGUCGCUGGUUUUUCUUGGAUGGCAGAUGCAAUGGAAAUGAUGAUUUUGGCAAUCUUAGGACCCGUCUCAAGAUGUGAGUGGUUCUUGAAGGCCUGGGAGGAGGCUCUACUAUCUACGGUUGUGUUUGUUGGAAUGUUUGUUAGUUCAGCUCUCUGGGGAAAGAUGUGCGAUCUUUACGGACGAAAAUCAGGAAUUGUAUUGAGCUCAGCGUGGAUAAUGUAUUUUGGAGUAUUGAGUUCUUUCUCCCCCUCGUACAACUGGAUUCUUUUCCUGCGCUUUCUCGUCGGAUGUGGUGUGAGCGGAAUAGGUCAAGUAGUCGUACUAUAUGCUGAGUUUGUUCCGGCAGGAUACAGAGCAGUCACAAUUCUUUCUUUAGGGGGAUUUUGGGCAAUUGGUGGUAUCCUAGAAGUUGUUCUUGCCAUCGUGUUGAUUCCAAGUUUAGGAUGGCGUUGGCUGCUAGCCGUUUCCAGUUUGCCCUUAGUAAUCUUUCUUAUACUUAGCAUGAGUCUACCCGAGUCUCCGCGCUUCCAUGUUGGAGUGGGAGAAAUAAGCAAAGGUUACAAAACGCUUCAGUCAUUGGCUCAAUGUAAUGGAAAAGAGCUGCCAAAAAAUGGAUAUUGUCUUAAAACAAAUACGAUGAAAGAUAGAGGAAGAGUAGCUGAUUUAUUCAGAAAUUCUUACUGGAAAACAACCAUUUUAGUUUGGAUACAAAUGUUUGGAGGUUUGCUUAUUUACUACGGAGUGUUGUUGAUGACACCGACGAUCUUUCAAUACAGCAGAACAAGAAAUUGCGACGAAGUGGUGUUCUUCAACGAUCAUAAUACAAGCAAUCUCAUUGGUUGUGGCUGCAAAUCUUUGGAAAAGGAAGACUAUUUCGCCCUUUUAUUGACAUCGUUUGCUGACAUACCAGGUCUUUUAAUCGUUAUGUUAUUUAUUGAUCGAAUUGGUCGAAUUAAAACUUUAGUCAUCGGAUUCGGAGCAACGUCACUUCUGUUUGGAUUAUUGACAUUGUGUAACGGAGAGACGAUGACAACUAUAUAUAUUUUUGGUGUUCGCUACUUCGCGACGGGUGUUACACAAGCUCUUUACAUCUACAUUCCUGAGGUUUAUUCGACAAAUAUUCGCGGGUUAGGACUGGGCAGUGCUUCAGCAGUUGCAAGAAUAGGAUGUAUACUGACACCAUUCUUAGCUCAGGUAUUGAUUAAAAGAUCUUUACGGCUCACGCUAUUGGUUUACUCCGGUUGCGCCUUCGUUUGCUGCAUGGCAGCGGCUUUACUUCCCAUUGAAACCAGCGGGAAAGGAAUGAAGGAAACCAGCUAUGCAUCCGAGUAACAACAGCUGCAUUAUAAAAUGUUCACCGAAGAGUUUUCGAUCGCAUAAACCUCUCAAUGCAAUUUGUUGCAUCCUUUUGGAGCUAGGUAACCGUAUGAACAGGCAUGCAACGAGUGAAAAAAAUAGCUAACGUCACUUAAAGUACGUUUCCAGUCGAAGCUGAUUCAUGAAGUCAUCAUAAAGAAAAAAUCUCAAUCGAAAAAUUGCGUAUAUAACGACGUAUCUAAUUUUUCACGACUUCAGGUCAAGGAUGUAUUGAAUGGGGACUCAGCGGGCUUAUCCCCCUUCUUAAAAUUUUUUAUCUAAUAUUCGAAGUUGUAAAAAAUAUUAGAGAGCCACUCGUUGUUAAAAUUUAGGCCAAACACCUCUGGCUCAGGUGCAUAUCGUAUUUUUAUAGAUAGUACGUUGUGAUGACAUAAAAACGUAGAAAUUUUUUAUAUAUAGAAUUUUGGCAUUUUCAAAAUGCAAAGAAUUACAAAACUCGUUUGACUAACUUACUUGUCAUAUAUUUUUAUGUAACAAUUGUGUUUUGUAAUUCUCUAUGUUCCUUUGAACACAAUACUUUACACAAUGCUUGUCCUGUGUAGCUUUAAGUUUUCUUGCUUAUAAGUAUAGUGUUUCAUGCGGACAUUUUAAACUUCAAAAGCUGUGCAAAUAUAAUAAUUUAGACUGAGGAAUGGUUGAAAAACUACAUUUAAUUAAGGCAAUGUAUAGCAGUUAAGAGUUUAGGAUAUAAAAAGUUGAAGGAUAGUCAUUUUCGGUAAGAAACAAAUAGACACUGAAAGAAGAAAAUUGAGCAAAGGAAAAAAGAAAACGACGUAAAACUAGCACUUUUAAGAGAGAGUGAGAAAAACCAUUGAGAUCAAAUAUUCAAGCAAAGAUUCU